Sitodiplosis mosellana (orange wheat blossom midge) is the source of this 567-nucleotide messenger RNA. Its product is annotated as zinc finger protein 706-like. The transcript has 3 exons. Bases 201 to 440 code for a protein of 79 amino acids. NCBI's taxonomy places the organism in Eukaryota, Metazoa, Arthropoda, Insecta, Diptera, Cecidomyiidae. The record is from RefSeq and is a predicted model, not a curated record.
UGCAGAGAGUGUGUGUUUCGCAUUAGUCAACCCGAAUUAUUUAUUCGACGAACAGACAUUUGUUGUGUAUCGCAUUGUCUUCAACACACGAGAAAAGAAAAUUCUCAUUUUUUUUCAUUAUUACUCCCAAUCACAUAGUUUAUUAAAACGUUGCAUAUUGUUUUAGUUGGUCGAUUUCAUUUAUCAUUACAACCAAGAAAAUGGCACGUGGUCACCAAAAAAUCCAAUCACAGGCUAAAGCCCAAGAAAAGGCAGCCAAAAUGAAGAAGCAAUCCGGUCACAGCGCCACCGAUCAGAAGAAAGCAGCACAAAAAGCAUUGGUCAUCAGUUGUGCCGUAUGCAAAUCACAAAUGCCCGAUCCGAAGACGUAUAAACAGCAUUUUGAGAACAAACAUCCAAAAUCCGAAUUGCCAGCCGACUUGAAAGACGUUGUUGCUUAAUGAAUCACUUGGAAGCCAUUAUCAAUAUUAAAACAAUUUUUUUUUAUGGAAAAUCGUUAAAGGAAAAAGAUGAGAGAGAAAAAAGAAUAUUUAAAAUAAACCGACACAUUUCUGUACAAUAACAAUA